GAAUAAUUUUCCACCAUGUUAUCGAACUACUUCCGGCUUGGCUAUUUUUUUCGGUUUUUGCCUAGCUGGUGAAGUAAAAGAGUGUUACUGUCUGAGAGAUUUUAGAGUUGGCUGAUAUAGAUAAAGCUUUAAAUAAAUUGCUCUGGCUUUAAUAGUAGGAGAACAUGAGUUUAAGCCUGGCGGAUGAAUGCAUAAAGAUACUAGGUAUAAUCAUAAAGAUUUUGCAAGUAUUUUACUAUUAUUGUGCAUGAUCAGCUUGUGACGCUAAGAAACCUAUGGAAUAAAAAUUCAUAGAUGUUGAAAAUGUUCACUUCAAAUAAUGUUUUGCAAACUAAGUUAUGUCUUUGCAUCUGAUAAUUAUAUGAUUCUUGACGAUUAAUAAGAUUCUCCUCGAAGAAAUAGUCAUAGUCGGAGCCCUUCAAGUGAACAGCAACAUAGAAAGCGUAGCCGCUCAGAAAACUCGUCUAGAUCCAUUUCACCUUGUCGAUCGCAAUCGUCUUCACCUAGCUAUGGAGGAAGAAGAAGAUCAAGAUCGAGGUCACCUCGUGAUCGGCAUCACGACGAUAAACGAAUGCGACGUACAACGAAUGAUACUAAUAGCAAUGAUCCAAAAGAUUUAGUUAGUAGAAUAUUUAUAGGGAAUUUAGCAACUGAUCAAUUAACAAGAGAUGACUUGGAAGAUAUAUUUAAAAAAUAUGGCUACGUUAGAGGAGUCUCUGUUCAUAAGGGAUUUGGUUUUGUCCAGUAUAACAAUGAAGGAGAUGCAAGAGCCGCCGUUGACGGUGAAACAGGAAAAUAUAUAAAGGGUGCAAAAAUUGAUGUUUGUAUAGUAAUUGAGGGAAAGAAAGGAUAUAGGAAAAAACAGUUCCCUAGAAAAGAUUACGAUGACUCUCAAGAACGGAAGAAUAUUGACUCUUAUUCACCCAACAUUCCAAUUAAAAUGCCACCACCUGGAUUUGAUCCAUACGCCGCUUACAGGGGAGUUCCUGUAUCAGGCCACAACCAAUCUCAACUUUUAGACUGUGAAGUUUAUUAUACAUCUCAUGAAUUAAGGCGAUAUGGUGAAUCAAUCGUCGAACGACUAUAUACUUUAGGCCUCAGAGCUGUUGCGAAAUUACUACCAGACGAUAUGUCUCCUCGUUUAGCUGUAGAGGGCGCAACGAGGCGAGGGUUAUUAUUUUGUUUAACUGUAAAAGAAGAAAAUGAAAUUCAUCAUUCGAUGACAUUAAAUAUUUGCCAAGAUUCACCUCAAGAACAUAGAAAUAUGCCAUUGGAAGCUGCACUAGGUUUAAUAUCAAGAACAUUUGACGAACAUGUCCGACGGGUAAAAGAACGAAGUGAAGGCUCUAAAUUGCCUCAAACUGUAGGUGAUUUCAUACCACCGGAUGAACAUACAAAGUAUUUAUUAAAUUUAUUAGCCGAUGAUAGAGUUUUAACAGUAGAAGAAAUAGAUAAAGUUAUGGAAUAUUUACAAGAACGUAGGGCAAGAUUGGUAGCUAAAAAUGGAGGUAUCGAAUCAAAAUCUGCUCUACAUCUACAACAACAUAUUUCAAGUCUAUUCAACAAUGCUGCUGUAAAUAUGCAUCACAUUCCUCAACCGGUUAACACAAAUAUGGAAAAUGCUAAUGUGCAAAAAGCUUUAGAUAAUCUUAUGUCAACUGGACCGAAUAUUUUACGUAAUAUGACUCAAACUCAAUCGUACGCCACGUACGGUAAUUCAGCGCCACAUUAUUAAAAAAUAAAUUAAAUAGUGAAAGUUAACUAUUUAACAAACUUUGUUACAGGCUAUAUCUCUAUGUUUUUUUUUUAUCUGGUACUAUAAAUGUUAAGUGAUUUAUUGUAUAGUUUAAGCAAAAAUGAUUAUCUCUUCUGCUAAAGAGAUAUGUGUAUUUGUUCACAUCUGUAAAUAAUUUAAAUCUAUCAUCUUAUUUAUUCUAUCCUGGUUACUAUGAAUGUAAUGUUUUAUUAGUUUGAAUAGCUAUAUCGAGAGUUUGUACAAAAAGAGGACCAUAAAAAAAACAGAAAAAAGAGAACAUGAUUUUUUUUGGCCAGUCUUGUAAACUCUGAAGAGAAAUACAGCAAUGUUAACAUCUCAAAUACGAAAUAUUACAUUUAUUUCAUAACUAAAUUAUUUAUAUUAAAAUAAAAACAAACAUUUAUUUAUAGGUAGUGUAAAACCAAGCAGCAGUAUAAUUGAAAUUACUAUAUAUGGAACAUUAAUAUAUAUUUAUAUAUAUGUAUGACCAAUUAAUAUAACUGCUACGUUAAAUAACUAAAUAUAAAAUCUUGAUAUUUUAUAUAUGUAUAAGUUGUUUUCCUUAGAAAUGUGCUAUGUGUAGAAAAAUGUAAAACAAUGUCAAGUUCUG
This is a messenger RNA of Dimorphilus gyrociliatus, 2366 nucleotides long. The record is from the annotation of a GenBank genome assembly. Lineage: Eukaryota; Metazoa; Annelida; Polychaeta; Dinophilidae.